AUGAGCAAAAAAGCAAAUGAGAUCGCAAAAAGGUUGAACAUAGCGGACUUUGGUGGAUCUAAUGGUUGGCUUGAUCGUUUUAGAAAAAGGCACGGUAUUGUCUAUCGUAAAAUUUGUGGGGAAGCCGAUGCUGUAGAUGACAACAGUAUUAAAUCGUGGAAAGAGACAAUUCUACCAAAUUUGUUGAAAGAUUAUUCACCCGAGGAUAUAUACAAUGCUGAUGAGUUUGGCUUGUUCUUUAAAUUGAUGUCAAAUAAGUCACUUGUGAUGAAAGACGAAACAUGUCAUGGUGGUAAGUUAAGUAAGGACCGGUUAACUGUUUUAACUUGCUCAAAUUGGUCUGGAACUGACAAGCUAAAACUUUUGCUCAACUGCGAGUUCGUUAAACAGAAAAGAAACGUCCUUUUAUUUGUCGAUAAUUGCCCUGCUCACCCGAAAGAAAUAACCCUUACAAAUAUCAAACUUGUGUUUUUCCCGCCAAAUGCUACGAGCAAGCUUCAGCCCCUUGAUCAAGGUGUGAUCAAAGUUUUAAAACAGAAAUACCAUGCUAUUCAUUAUGUUUCAAUUGCGUGGGAUGAGAUAAAACCAGAAGUUAUUAAAAACUGUUUCAACAAAGCCUAUUUUGGUAACGUAUCACAAGAAGACCCUCACGUUUUGGACUCAGACGAAUUUCGGACUUUGAGGAGGUUUAUCCAGGCUACACAUCCAUUGACGACCAAUUAA
Messenger RNA from Aphis gossypii (cotton aphid), 723 nucleotides. RefSeq names its product tigger transposable element-derived protein 4-like. The record is from RefSeq and is a predicted model, not a curated record. Gene Ontology annotation, cellular component: nucleus. Gene Ontology annotation, molecular function: DNA binding. Lineage: Eukaryota; Metazoa; Arthropoda; Insecta; Hemiptera; Aphididae. Bases 1 to 723 code for a protein of 240 amino acids. The transcript is spliced from 4 exons.